ACUUUCCCUUCAUUCAUUCGAAACACCAUUAAUCUGUCUUCCCCAAAUCCUUUAAGCAGUACAUGAACUGGUUCUCUCCUCAUCUAUUCCACAAUUCACAUCAACAGAAAAAGAUCAACAACAUUCGAAUUGCACAUCUCGCAUAUAAAGACCAGGUGACUUGUAUGUAUUGAAGUUUGCUGAGGAUUCGAGCUUCACUUGUCAAUUUUUAGGAACAUGCAGGACUUACAAUUGGAGGAUGGUGGCCUCUAGGGUGUGUCAAGGAAUCAAGCUGGCAUCCAGGGCCAGGCUGUUCAAAGAAUACAAAGAGGUGCAGAGAGAAAAAUCUGCUGAUCCUGAUAUCCAACUAGCUUGUGACGACUCCAACAUAUUUAAAUGGACUGCUUUAAUUAAGGGACCAUCAGAAACUCCGUAUGAGGGUGGUGUUUUCCAGCUUGCGUUUGCAGUGCCUGAACAGUAUCCUUUGCAACCUCCACAAGUGCGAUUUUUAACAAAAAUAUUUCAUCCAAAUGUCCAUUUCAAGACUGGAGAAAUUUGUUUGGAUAUCUUAAAAAAUGCAUGGAGUCCUGCUUGGACGUUGCAAUCAGUAUGCCGGGCAAUAAUUGCUUUGAUGGCCCAUCCGGAGCCUGAUAGCCCCUUAAAUUGUGAUUCAGGAAAUCUUUUGCGAUCUGGAGAUGUAAGAGGAUUUCAUUCCAUGGCAAGGAUGUAUACCAGGCUGGCAGCCAUGCCGAAGAAAGGAUGAGCUUGAGCCCUUUCUUUUCUCGCUUCAAUUCGAUGAACUUGUGUAAUGUAGAAAAGUUUAUCCUGCAUGUAUUUAUGUGGUUACGUCAACUUUAGGGUGGGCUUUGUUGUAUGAUUGUUCCUAGAUGUUUGUUCUAUUGGGAGUGCUCAUGUAACACGAGAGCUAAACAUCACUCUCAACAAUGAAAGAAUGGUAAUGCAAGUAUUCAGCUUUCUCUCA
Beta vulgaris subsp. vulgaris (sugar beet) is the source of this 961-nucleotide messenger RNA. Its product is annotated as protein PEROXIN-4. The record is from RefSeq and is a predicted model, not a curated record. NCBI's taxonomy places the organism in Eukaryota, Viridiplantae, Streptophyta, Magnoliopsida, Caryophyllales, Amaranthaceae. The transcript is spliced from 7 exons. Bases 239 to 742 code for a protein of 167 amino acids.